AAAGUUUUAUUUUGAAAGCGGAAACCGGAAGUUCUUUUUUUAUUUUAAUAGAAACGGUGGCAAGAUGGCGAUGCCCAUGAAGAGGACGCUGGUGGCUCUUCACAGAGCAACAUGUAGCAGUUUGAAGAAUGCAGAGGCGUCUCUGGAUGUGCGGCAUCCCGUCCCACUUUUCCUGCCGGUCCGGACCAAGAAGCGGUACUUUAUCCCUCCGGCAGUGGGGCUGAAGGGGAAGAGGGAAGAGAACACGGAGGCCAAGGCCCGAGCAGCAGGCAUUGUCUUCAGACAGCAGUACUUUGAGAGGCCCAUCAACAUCGCCUGCACUGCGGGAAUCUUUGACCCCUACAUCCCUCCAGAGGGUGACGCUCGUCUUUCCAGUCUGUCUAAAGAAGGCCUGAAGCAACGAACAGAACAGAUAAGACAGAGCGCUGCCUCACAGCUAGCGAUUCGUAAAAUCAAAGAGCACGACUCUGAGUUCCAAACGAAGGAUUUUGCAGAGCGAGCUCAAGAAAUCUUUAUUGAGGCUCACAACUCCCUGACACAUUUCAACAAGGAGAAACUUCACUCCUUGGUGACAGAAAGGUGUUAUCCUGAGAUGACGAGGGGGAACCGCUACAAGACGAUCCGCUGGAGGUUUGUAGAGUCCCUGGAGCCGCCCAAAGUGGUCCACGCCCGCUGCCCCGACAUGGUCACCAAAGGCAACCUGUACGGCCAGGUGACGGUCCGCAUGCACUCCAAACAGACUCUGGCCAUCUACGACCGCUUCGGGAGGCUGAUGCUGGGCAGCGAGGAGCAGCCAAAGGACGUGUUGGAGUACCUGGUCAUAGAACGACACCUCGUCAACCCCUACGGCCGAUGGAGGUUACACGGAAAAAUAGUGCCAUCCUGGGCUCCUGCCAAAGACCCAGUUAUUAAGACUGUCAUGAUUCCUGGUCCAGAGCUGAAGCCAGGACAAGAGUUUGAGGCCCUCGACUAUGAAGUUCCCAAACCAGAGGCGGUUCAAUGGAACAAAUAGGCCACCAGGUGGCGCUGCUCUUUUCAUCAAACCACAGUAGGACAUUAUUUGCAGUCAUGGGCCAAAUGCUGUUUAAAAUAUGGCUGUGGCUGGUUAGUUUGUCCACUUUGGCAGGAAACCAGGCUUCCUUUGAAGGCUCUUAUCUCUAAAUGCUGUUGGCUGUUGAAACGGUGGAAGCAGCAGGUGAGUUUUAGGAUGAACAAACCACUGUGUCCUGUAGCCAAUAAAGCUGCUUCUUUCCCUACGACGAAUUAUUAUCAAUAACAGUCUGGAAAAUAAUAACAGCUCUUUUCAUGACUUCAGAUUUCACCAUGACUCAGAUUUGUUUCACACAUUUUCUUUUUUCUUUUUUUUUAAAGGAGACUAACUUAAUGUGUUCAUGUAAAAAAAAUAAAUAAAUAAAAUGUA
Siniperca chuatsi (mandarin fish) is the source of this 1420-nucleotide messenger RNA. It is a transcript of the gene mrpl45, whose product is annotated as mitochondrial ribosomal protein L45. Gene Ontology annotation, cellular component: mitochondrion. The record is from RefSeq and is a predicted model, not a curated record. Bases 65 to 1012 code for a protein of 315 amino acids. Lineage: Eukaryota; Metazoa; Chordata; Actinopteri; Centrarchiformes; Sinipercidae. The transcript has 8 exons.